UUUGUAAACCUCGUCACUAUCUGUGUGCACGUGAAUUGUGCACACGCUGAUCAUUGCUAUUAUCCUGAAGGCAUACCCACGAUCAUCGAAAUAUAAAUUCGGUCCAUUGCAAUACAGAUCCUUGACAGAGAAGUUGUUUCUAUUGAAGUGUAGCUGUGGUUUCGGAGUGAACAAGUUCUAGCAUCAAGAUGAAGACGCUUCUGGCAUUCCUCUUAGUUAUUGGCGUGGCAUUUGCUGUUCCUUUGGAUGAUGGACCGAUUGAAGAAUCGGACACAAGUCUCGAAGAGAGCGAGUACUUCAAAAGGAUCGAAGAGCUUGCAGAGAUGUUGGAUGAUAUAGACGACAAAAACAUGGAAACUGAUCACGACGAAGACGAAGAAAAGGCAGUUGUCGGAGAUGACGACAACGAAGAGCCUACCGGUAGACCACGACCCAGUGGACGCCCUAGCCGUAGACCUAGACCCAGUGGACGCCCUAGCCGUAGACCACGACCCAGUGGACGCCCUAGCCGUAGACCACGACCCAGUGGACGCCCUAGCCGUAGACCUAGACCCAGUGGACUCCCUAGUCGUAGACCAAGACCUGGUGGUAAAAAAAAGCCAAAACUUGUCGGAGAUGAUGACAAUGAUUUUGAAUUAAAACCAGAAGACGCGCCAGAAGAUAACAUUCAAGAAUAUAUUUCAGACGAUGAUGAAAUGAACUCGAAUGACGAACAAGCUUACAUGUACGUUCCAGAUGCGGCCUACGAUCCAUUAAAAUAAUAUUCUUCCCAUUUUUAUGAAAGAGUUGAUAUUUUUGUAACUUCUUUUUCAUUUGCAAA
Messenger RNA from Exaiptasia diaphana, 820 nucleotides. RefSeq names its product protein TonB. Bases 189 to 761 code for a protein of 190 amino acids. Lineage: Eukaryota; Metazoa; Cnidaria; Anthozoa; Actiniaria; Aiptasiidae. The record is from RefSeq and is a predicted model, not a curated record. The transcript is spliced from 3 exons.